Molecule: messenger RNA, 971 nt
Organism: Pyrus x bretschneideri (Chinese white pear)
Lineage: Eukaryota; Viridiplantae; Streptophyta; Magnoliopsida; Rosales; Rosaceae
Exons: 8
Coding region: 86-763 (225 amino acids)
Molecular function (GO): protein-disulfide reductase activity
Source: RefSeq, a predicted model, not a curated record
AAGCAAACUAACUUUAGACCCUUUGGUUCCUAAACUUCGAUCCCAAAAGCUUUGAAUUUGAGUGCAGAAAGAAGAAGAAGAAGAAAUGGCAAUGAGGGCAGCUGCUUCAGCAUGUAAAAUUGGGGGAAGGCAAAGAAGCCCUUCUCUCUCUUCAGUUCCUCUCUCUCUCCAACAACUCAAGCUCCAUCAAAUUCAACCCCAAAGAUUCAUAUCAGCUCCUCCUAUUAACCAACCUGGGUUUAAGUCUUCAGUAAGGGCUAUAAGUGGGGCAGCUGCAGAUCCCCUAACUCCAAAGAAAGAAAAUGAUCAAGAACAAACACCUCAGAAUUGGAAGAUUAAAAUGCUCUAUGACGGGGAUUGCCCCUUAUGCAUGCGAGAGGUGGACAUGCUGAGAGAGAGAAAUAAGCGAUAUGGUACCAUCAAGUUUGUUGACAUAAGUUCAGAUGACUACUUGCCAGAGGAGAAUCGAGGGCUGGACUACAAGACUGUUAUGGGAAACAUUCACGCCAUCCUCUCUGAUGGAACUGUGGUCACUGAUGUCGAAGCAUUCAGAAAGCUCUACGAGCAAGUGGGGCUCGGAUGGGUAUAUUCCAUAACCAAAUACGAACCUAUUGCAACAAUAGCUGGUGCUGUAUACGGCGUUUGGGCUAAAUAUCGUCUUCAAGUCACAGGCCGGCCACCCCUAGAAGAGGUUUUGGAGUUGCGAAAGAAGAACAAGGGAGAAGUAUGUAAAGAUGCAAAAAAUUGUAAACUUCCAGAGUAACUGGCACCAGUCGGGAUUUUGAAGGUUUCGUGUUAGCUUGCUUCCAUCGUCUUCCAUAACUUUGGCUUUUAUACAAAUAUUAUAGAAAGGCAUGCAGGUGCAUAAUUUUUCACAUAUACAUACUUUUGCAGAGUUAUAUGUAAACAAUCUGAUGAAUGUAAAAUGUCGAUACGCUGAAUUUCUGCAAUGCUUCAGUUUGUUUGGUUAA